AUGAGCGCCACUGGUUUGCCCCAAAGGCCUCCAGGUCAAGACAAUGUGGUUGCGCCCAACGGCAACGAAUCUGAGCCCUUGCUGGGCAGACCCGGCGACGCUACCCAGCCUCGUCGUGGUUCUAUCUUUUGGAAUCUCAUUAUGGGCACCGCUGCCAUCACCCAGUUCGGCGCGAUUCUGCUGUUCAUUAUGAUCUGGGUGGCUACUCUCACUAAACCCGUGUCCCUGUUCUCAGGUCACCCGCUCCUCCAAGCCACAGGCGUGCUGGUCUUGAUUCAGUCGAUCCUAUCCGUCCAGCCGACACACACGGCCGACCAGAAGCGCAUCGGUCAACGCGUUCACGCUUCACUCAACCUGCUCGCCUUGCUUUGCCUGAUUGGAGGCGUCACCAUCAUCGAGUACAACAAGGUUGUCAACCACAAUGAUCAUUUCCACUCCGUGCAUGGCUAUCUCGGCGUCAUCACCUCGAUCAUCCUCGCCCUGCAGUACUUGGUUGGCUUCACAAUGUGGGCAGUGCCCUCACUGUAUGGAGGCGUGGACAAUGCGAAAUCUCUCUAUAAAUACCAUCGCUGGAGUGGAUACCUUAUCCUCGUCUUGCUCCUCGUGACGGUGAUCGCGGCGACUCAAACAGAGUUCAACGAGAACGUGCUGGGGAUCAAGUUGUGGGCGACAAUACUCUUGUCAGUCCUGAUUCUGACGGGUACUCUGCCUCGAAUCCAAAAGCAGAAGCUUGGAAUGUGA
Molecule: messenger RNA, 741 nt
Organism: Emericellopsis cladophorae
Lineage: Eukaryota; Fungi; Ascomycota; Sordariomycetes; Hypocreales; Bionectriaceae
Exons: 2
Coding region: 1-741 (246 amino acids)
Molecular function (GO): transmembrane monodehydroascorbate reductase activity
Source: RefSeq, a predicted model, not a curated record